This is a messenger RNA of Acanthopagrus latus (yellowfin seabream), 2869 nucleotides long. RefSeq names its product sodium- and chloride-dependent neutral and basic amino acid transporter B(0+)-like. The record is from RefSeq and is a predicted model, not a curated record. The transcript is spliced from 15 exons. The coding region runs from base 1 to 1860 and encodes 619 amino acids. Gene Ontology annotation, molecular function: L-proline transmembrane transporter activity. Gene Ontology annotation, cellular component: membrane. Gene Ontology annotation, biological process: sodium ion transmembrane transport. NCBI's taxonomy places the organism in Eukaryota, Metazoa, Chordata, Actinopteri, Spariformes, Sparidae.
AUGGUGAAAUGCGGCUCAAAGAUUUCCAGGGAUCCCGCUAUUCUCUCUGAUCAGGACAGUCAUGUUGAAGACGGUGAUGAGAUUCCUGAGCGUGGAAACUGGAGCAACAAGGCAGAGAACUUGCUCACUAUGGUUGGCUACGCUGUUGGCCUGGGAAAUAUCUGGAGAUUUCCAUAUCUAGCCUACAGGAAUGGAGGGGGUGCCUUUCUCAUUCCCUAUUUCCUGAUGUUGGUUUUGUGUGGAAUUCCCCUUUUCUUCCUGGAAAAUGCCAUUGGUCAGUUUUGCAGCCAAAGCCCACUCAAUGUGUGGAGAGCUGUGCCACUACUGCAGGGUGUUGGCUUCUCCAUGGUUAUAAUGAAUUUAUUCAUAGCAAUUUACUAUAACGUCAUCGUCGCCUACAGCUUGUUCUACAUGUUCGCCUCCUUCCAGUCUCCUCUGCCGUGGUCCAGCUGCUUCAGUUGGGCUGACAGUAACUGCAGCAACACUCCUACAGUGUACUGCAAUGUAAGUGGCGCUGUAGUGUCUAACGGCACUUGUCCUUCAUCCAACAUCAUCACAGUUCCAAUGCAGAGCCCGAGUGAGCAGUACUGGGAUCGCGUGGCCCUGCAGAGGUCCAGUGGUCUGGAUGAAACAGGACCAGUAGUUUGGCACUUGGCCCUCUGUCUGCUGCUGAGCACCAUGUUAACUGCUGCAGCGCUCAUCAGAGGCAUCAAGUCAUCAGGCAAAGUUGUGUAUUUCACAGCUACGUUUCCCUAUGUAAUCAUUCUAAUCCUGCUGAUCAGAGGUGUGACACUAGAGGGAGCUAGAGAUGGGAUAGAGUUCUUUAUUGGAUCCCAAUCCAAUAUGAUGAAACUGAUGGAGGCACAGGUCUGGAAGGAUGCAGCCACGCAGACUAUUUUCUCAUUAGCCAUUUCUUCGGGUGGCAUUUUGACUCUUUCUUCUUACAACAACUUUCACAACAACAUGUUCUUGGACGCAGCUCUGGUGUCCAUCAUUAAUCAUGUUACAAGUGUGUUUGCAGGCAUUGCCAUCUUUUCAGUUCUGGGUCAUAUGGCUUUCCUUAAUAGAAAACCUAUUGGAGAAGUGGUGAAGGAAGGAUUCGGCCUUGCAUUCAUUGCAUAUCCAGAGGCUUUAUCUAAGCUUCCUGUCUCCACUCUUUGGUCUAUCCUGUUUUUUUUUAUGAUUUUCAUAGUUGGCCUAGACUCACAGUUUACAAUAUUAGAGGUGAUCACCACCUGCCUGAGUGAUGCCAACCCUGAAACCUUAAGAUCCAAACGUUCUUUAUUGACGAUAAUGGCAUGUGGCGUCAUCUACCUCCUGGGUCUGCCAUGUGUCACAAGGGCAGGAAUAUACUGGGUAACUCUACUCGACACGUUUACUGUGAGCACAGUUCUGCUUGUUGUGUCCAUCACCGAGGUCGCUGGCUUCAUCUACAUAUAUGGAGGGAACCGCCUCAUCAAAGACAUUGAGAUGAUGCUCGGAAAAAAGAGCUUUUGCUUCUGGCUGUGGUGGAGAGCGUGCUGGUUCGUCAUCAGCCCCUGCAUCAUUGUGGUGAUCCUGAUCUGGUCUUGUGUAUCCUUUGAGUCCCCCACCUAUGGAAAGGUCCAAUACCCAGACUGGGGCGUGGCUCUGGGCUGGUGCAUGAGUGUGUUCAUCCUCAUCUGGGUCCCUGUCGUCGCAGUGUAUAAGCUGUUGAGGGCAGAAGGAAGUCCCUGGAUGCGUCUGAAGUUGCUGUGUUCUCCGUCUGAGGAAUGGCGUCCCUACCUCGACAUCCACCGAGGAGAACGCUACUCAGAACACUGCUGUCAUCGAAGAAGAGCAGGGUCAACAAAUGAUAUCAAAUGUGAAUCUAAGUUCUAGUUCAUGGCACCCAUAUUUAUACUGAUGUAGACUGAAUUGUUAGAUGUGACCGUUCCUGAAUGUUGAUCAAGUUUGUUGUCAUUGUUUCAAGUUUUUUUGUCUCAGCACAACAGCACACCUCAGUGGUGUUGAAUUCACCAAAUGUCUACAGUAGUUUACAGCUUUUUUUUAACAAACUGUUGUAGUAACUGCUGAUCGUUGUAAGCUUUUAAAUUAUUCUGCUGAUAUUAUGAAAUCCUACCUUGUGUGUGUCAAGGCUCAUCUAGAUAUUAUUCUCUCAAGAGCUCCACCUAGUGGUCAUCAAGCAUAACAAAGUAGAUUCUAGAGAUGACACCUUGUGUUCUUUUCAUCACAGAUUGUGUUCUUGAAAUUAUGGUAUUUAAACAGUUCCUUGUCCUUUUAAAAUUGUAUUGCUUCUACUAUUUAUGUCUGACCGUUCUCAGACCGCUCUCAGAGCAUUAUAAUUGUGAUAUAUAUGAUGUAUUUUAAAGUCCCAUUGCCCUCUACAAAUGUGUCAAAAUAUACACUGUACAGUAUGUGAAAGAAGCUUGCAGUGUAUUUAUAUUACUUGCAGGAGUUAUGUUGAAGUAUUAGAGGGAGAACUUGGUAAUUGACAAACAGAUUUUGAGCUUUUAGUAUUUUUUUCUUUUGUUUUAUUUUAUCUCAUUCCUAUUUUAAUUGAUCUUAUUCUUAUUACUAUCAUUUGAGGGCAAUAAAGUAUAGGGACUUGAUAUUGGGAUGGUAUUAAUGUUGACAGAUUAUAGAAAAUCCUAAAAAAAAAAAAAAAUUGAAUCAAAAGUGGUGUUGACAAUGUGUGCAUGUGUGUGCAUCUCUAUGUGCUGUAAGUAUAUUGCCGAUCAUUGGCCAUCACUGUCACUCAUGUCUUUACUUGUUAAAUACACAUACUGCUUUCUUGCUUUAAUGAAAGAGAUGUUCUCCUCACUCAGAGAACAAUGGUUACAAUGACACCUGCAGUUUUAUGACAUUACUGACUAUGAAUAAAACCAUA